AUGAACAUAAUUCUGAGUACCGAGCCGGGACUUAGCACCGCCUGGCUCAUGGCCACCGUGGGCAAUAGAACUGUCCACAGAGAACUCUCUCGAAAAGAGCUCUGUCUGGUUUCUGUCCCUAGGUUGUGUGAGCUUUUGCCUAGCGAUGGCAACAUCUCCCUCAGAAUGGCUUCCAACUUGAUGUAUGGACUUACGCUAAUUCACCACCAGCAGGUCCGCUACGUGUUCGACGAUGUGAACACGGUACACCUGAAGUUAGCCAAACCGCCGUGCUUUGAUCGCUACCUCUGUGAGCAGAAGUCAGUGCAGCAUCGCCAGAGGAGGCAUGUGCCUUUGCCUGACUGUGACCACUUCACCAUGGGAGAUUUUGCCGCCUGGGACGAAGAAUGGUUCCAAGAUGAGCCUAGGGUCUCUUUGGAGAAGAGCAUCGACAACUACAUGUCCCUUGCACAGCGGGCUGAUUCUAUGGACAGGCUGCUUGACGAGAUCAUGAACCAGACUAUCGCGUCUAUUCGUAAUGAGACGACGUUGGGAGAAGCAGGGUUUGAGUUCAACAUCUACGGGGGCAUAGAUGGCGAUAUGAUGAAUUUGGAGGACGAGUUUCACGUUUCUCAGGAGUCUCACAUGGAGCCCUUGGAUAGAGUCAACGAGAUGGAGGCUCUGAGAAACAGAGAUUCCAGAGACCCACAUUUCUCUACAACGCUGAACCCAUUGCGGUCUACUGUGGAUCAAGCUGGCUCCAAAAGGAGGGCUAAAAGAAGGUGGCUAGCGGUGGACGAUGUCACUGUUCUCUCUCCUUACGCUUUCAGCUACCCACUUUUUUUUAGGAACUACGAUAUGGAGACGCCUACAAUGCCAGCUUCUCGACAAAAGAAGACUAAGGUGUCUCCCUGGAAGAUCCUCAAAGACCUCAGCACAUUGGCUCCUCCCAUGCUCAACUACGCCCGCCAUUGUAUGUUGCAGCCGCCACAGGGCACAAUUGCACCGUCCAGAAUGCCCUCUUUCAUGAGAGAACGCUUUGAUGAAGUGGAGACAGGGAGAAACGUGCAAGGUCUGAUGGAUGCCAUAGAAUACUCCCGAGGUGUAGGCAGGUCCCUUGAUUCGAGUUACGACUCUGCCCACCUUAUUGAUACCUUGGACUUGGACGACAUCGAAUUGGCCCUGGAGGAUGCGUGUCUCCAAUUUCCGCUGUCCCAAACAGAGAGCCAGGGUCCUGUCGGGCAUCAUCUUCACAGAUUGGCAUCGAAACUCUUGGUCUACAUACAGAGAAGAGCAGUCCAGCAUGGGACUUUGUGUGACUACGAGGGCAUUGAGGCUGUAGCACGGUCCCAAGAAUAUCGCAAGGUGUCGUUUGAAGCGGUUUUUCCGAGACAACCGUUGGAAGAGUCCGAUAUUCCGGUCACCAGGAAACUUGCAGCCAAAUCAUUUGGGACUGUUUUGGAGCUUGCUACGAAGAAAGCAAUUCACAUUCUACAAGGUCACGAUACGUCCGCUGAGCGCUGUUCGCUUCUUCUCUUACAGAAUGAAGUCUCGUCUUCAUAG
Candidozyma auris is the source of this 1542-nucleotide messenger RNA. RefSeq lists its product as uncharacterized. Lineage: Eukaryota; Fungi; Ascomycota; Pichiomycetes; Serinales; Metschnikowiaceae. Gene Ontology annotation, biological process: mitotic sister chromatid cohesion; synaptonemal complex assembly; replication-born double-strand break repair via sister chromatid exchange. Gene Ontology annotation, molecular function: protein binding; chromatin binding. The record is from RefSeq and is a predicted model, not a curated record. The coding region runs from base 1 to 1542 and encodes 513 amino acids. Gene Ontology annotation, cellular component: cohesin complex; synaptonemal complex. The transcript has a single exon.